AUGACCGCGCUUGGUCCAAGCACAAGCCCACAGUGGGACAGCCGCAACCGGGGCUUCAUCUCACCGUCUCAGCUCCAACAGAUGAAGCGCGCGAGCCUUGCUCAGUCACAGUCCCCACCACCGCCUCAGAGUCAGACAACCGACCCGGUAGCCUCGACCUCCGCCCCGAAUCUCGGCCAACAGCAACAACAGCAACAACCACAGAAACCGGCAUUACUGCAUCGUCAUUCCCAGUCGCAUUCGCGCGCCACGUCUUUCUUUUCGUUCCGGAGCCGGACGAGCCUCGACGGUCAACGGGAGCAGCCUACUAACACCUCCGGCGCGAACGCGCCCCAGCCUCCCCCACCCAAUCCCCGUCUCAGCCUUGCAGGCCCCUCCGAGCCCCCAGCAGGUCCCAUGCAGCCUUCUCGCCAACCCACCGUCGGGCCCGGCCCUACCGUGCCUGGACAGCCUCCCCCACCACCGCUCCACGCCGAGAUACGAUCGGUUGUGCAGCUCACGGUCGCGCACGCUCACAAAGUCUACUUCUCUGGACCUCUCGUCCGAAGGAUCGAGCGCCAGCCGGAUGGCCAGAAGCCCGCGAAGGAUGAGGGGUGGCAGGAGGUUUGGGCGCAGCUUGGGGGGACAACGCUCAGCAUCUGGGAUAUGAAGAAGAUCGAAGAGGCGAGUCGCGAGGGGCGCGAGGUCCCGCCGACGUACGUGAAUGUGACCGAUGCCUUUGUCCAGGUUCUCGGCGCCGUCACCCUCCCGUCCGUGAACGGUGCGCCCGGCCAGCGCUACCAGAACGUGAUCACGCUCAACACCGCCGGAUCCAACCUCCUCCUCUUCUCCUGCCCCUCCCCGGCUGCGCUCGUCUCCUGGGCCGCCGCGCUCCGUCUUACCGCGUGGGAAAAAUCGCGUUUGGAGGAGAUCUACACCGCGCACCUGAUUCGCAUCACGCUGAACGACGGUCGGAAGGCCCCCAGCCCGCUCGUAGGUGGUAGGAUGGAGGGAUGGGUCCGUAUCCGGCUCGCGGGCCAGACGGACUGGAAGCGCCUCUGGAUGGUGUUGACCGCGGGCACGGGCGGGUCGGGGGAGAAGGAGGGAAUGGAGCGCCCGGCGAGUCCGAGCCAGAGCCGAAAGCGACGCGUGUCGAACAUAUUUUCGCGCGACCACGACGCGUCGAAGGCGCCCCAGGCGGCACCGCUGCUUGCGCUGUAUGCGUCGCAGAAGCCGAAGGACCGCAAGCGCCCGCUGCUCACGAUGCGCGCCGUGAGCCAGGCGUUCGCGGUUUAUCCAGAGCGGCCAGAGUUGAUCAGCCGGAGUACGCUGAUGAAACUUGAGGGCCUGUUCGGUGAUGAAGAUACGGCAGCGGCGAUGCGCGGGCGCGAGGGAUGGAUACUCGUCAUGCCCGAGCUGGAGGGUGGGAACACGCAAGCGAGCGAGAUGCUCAAGUGGAUGAUUGGCAUACACGACGCGUUUGAACUUUAUGGGCGGCCGAAGGGGUACACCUGGGACCCUCGGGAUCCCGUUAGCAUGAUGUUCGCGUACCCUGUCGGACCCGAUAAAGAUCUCCUCUUCCUCGAUCGCGAAGUUGCAGAGGCGCUCGAUCCACGGGACGACCGCACCUCCAGCAUUCGCACCAACCUGCGGAAUUUGAUGGCCGCACGUAUGACGAGCCCCACCGCCCCGGACCCGCGAGCAUCCGGACGCCCGAAUUCUCCGCCUCGCCUCCCCCCACCAACGACUACCUCGCCCUCUGGCGCGCCGACGUUGCCACCGAUCGGUGAUAUGGGUUCCGCUGCACCACCGCCGCCAGCGGAGAGGCAGAACUCGUCGGGGAUGCUGCCGCCACUAUCAUUUCAGGCUGAACGAGCGGCGUCGCCCCCGCGCUUUACGACUUCGCCGCAAAUGAUGGCCAGUUCUCCGCCUCCCCAGCAGCCGCCUCAGCAACCGGUGCAACCGCUAUCGCCUACGUCACCCCACAGCAGAGGGGCCCUGACGCCGAUCACGGAGAGAAGCCUCAGUCAAUCGUGGUCGGGCGAUCAGCAUGGCGCACCGGGUUCCGGAGAUCAAGGCCCAUCACGCGGAGCGUCCGGGCAAGGGAGAAGCUCUACUACGCCGGCAACCGUCCUCGAAGAAAAGGAAGAACCUGAGACAACGUCUUUCACGAAGAGCCCGAGCCCUGUCGCGCAGGAUUACUUCGGCAACGCUCGGCCGUCUGCGGACCAACUCAGCACCCGGCCGUCGACGGACAGCGUCGCCAAUAGGCCCUCGCUUGACAGCUUGCCAUCUCGCUUGGUAUCUCCGAGCUCCCCUCACGGGGCGAACGGCGCAUAUGCGUCGUCGUUCUUCGAUCGCCCGCGCUCGCCCGCGUCCGUGCUCACGUCGCCGUACUCAAACAUGGGCCACUCGGGCCUUGGCGGCUCACCGCAGUCGCGCAUGACCGCUCCAGGCGGCGCUUCGGGCACGGGCGUGGAGUCGACAGUGAGCCUGGUGACGCAGACGCACGGCGACGACGCGAGUCGGCACUCGCUUCACGCGACGCUGCCGUUGUCUCCGCGUUCGCAACAUUCGCAACUCUCGGCUCAGAAUCAAAGCGCGGGACAGACACAGCCUCCACAGCAGCAGCAGCCCCGCACGCCUAGUCCAGACGAGCCGCCGCCAAGGGACCUGUUCCAAGAGGCGGGCGCACUGUAUUACAUGCGGCAAAUGGACGAGGCUGAAGGCCAGGCGCCUGCAGGCACGACUGCGCCCCGCUUCGGCGCUGCGCCUCCUCCGUCUCAGUUCGAGGAAGACGAAGACGAGGAUGAGGAGGACGACCGGUACAGAGACGACUCGCCCACUCGCCCACCGGCGCAAAUCCCGCCCCGUCUCGCGGGCAGCACGUCGCCCGGCGCCGGCGACUCGCAGCCCCCGCGCCGCGGCACGCCGAUGGGCUUCGAGCGGCUGCUGAACCAAUCGCCGGCCGCGGCUUCCGACACGUCCGGCGGCUCGGCCGGCGGACACCGGACUUCGCUUGCGCACCGGCCUUCUGGCGCACGUGCGCCUCCCACGUCGACGCGUCGGCUGUUGCAAAAAGAGGCGACAGGCGCGUCAGUGCAGCCACCACAACCUCCCCGAGCGCCCUCCAUGUCGACGAUGACGCCGUCCGCGUCUGCGAACACGACCGAGUCUGAGUCGGUACCGACGAGCCAGUCUGGAUCGGGCAUGGCGCAUAAGCCCAGCUUCGAGGCACCGGAUGACGCUGCGGACGUGCUGGCCGCACUCAACUUCCUGGAGCAGGAGCAACACGAACAACAACCAGCAGAAGCAUCGUCGCCGCCGCCGCCGGGACGGGCCUCUGCGUCUCCGCCACCGCCGCAGCCAAAGAUCGUCACACCAGUGAUACGUGCGCAGUCGCCAGAGUCGCCAGACAGGAACGGGCAGUACCGGUCGUCGUUCGCGCCGUCGAAGACCGCCGCGGAACGGAAGGCACGUGCGCAGGCACAGCAGGCCGCGCACGAGGCGGCGGUGCACAAGCCGGGUAGGGUGAACGGGAAACGGGCGAUGGCGCAGCCGAAGAAGGGCGGAUGGGCAGAGAGCAGCGAGGAGGAGGAGGAGGAGGACGAGGAUGAAGAUGACGAGGAAGUGGACUCGGACGCCGAGCCGCAGGCACGCAGGGCGCCCGCGUCGGUCAGCGAGCAUCAGCCCAGUACGCAUCCGUCGAUUGCGCAUGGGCAGAGCGGGUACUCGCCUGCCGGAUCGUCCGCCGAUCUGCACGCACCACGUGCGCCGCGUCACCUCCCUCAAGUGCCUGGUAGUCGCGUACCUAUGAACGGCUCUGAAGAACAUAUGCCAAUGCCUCCUCGCUCUCGCAUGCCCUCCGACCAGAUGACGAUGGAGACCGGUCGCCGCACACAUUACGAAGAACCCCCCAGGAUGCAAGCCCAGCAGCAGCACCUCCGUCCCCACUCGGAGUAUCCUAACCCGGGUGCCACUCGUCAAUCCAUAUGGACCCAGGUGCUCGAGCCCGGAAAGCCGGCUCAGCCGACGGACAACGGAAGGGACACUUUCGUGCAGAUCGAGGCUCCGGAACAGACCAUGACGAAAGCCUUCACCCCCCACGGCCUCCUCUCCGCCGGUUUGCAGGACAAGCAGGAUCGCUCGGCGAAGCGCCAGGAAGAGCUCGCCCGCGAGACCGGGGCGUCGCUCGUCAAUGUCGAGGGCAAGCCGCCGCCGCCGCAGGCAGGCUUGCUCGGCGCCAUCACCGCGCACGAGCGGGAGCGCAAGCGCGAGGGUGGCUUUGGGGCCGCGCUGACGGAACGCGAGCGCGAGAAACGUGCGGCGGAGGAACGGCAACGCAAGCUCGACGAAUUUCAACGACAGCAGCUGGAGCAGAUGCAGCAGGGAGGGUCGAUGUACGGCGCCCCCGGCGGGAUGGGCAUGAACCCGAUGAUGGGCAACCCGAUGAUGAUGGGCAUGAACCCGAUGAUGUCCGGCUUCAUGGGCUACCCCGGGAUGAUGCCUGGCUUUAACCCUCAGCACAUGUUUGCCGCACAGCAGGCGGCGCAGGCGUACCAGCAGGCGAUGAUGGCGUUCUCCAUGUCGGGCUCGCAGAUGGGCGGUGGCGACGCCGGUAGUGGUGGACCGCCCGGCCAGAUUGCGCCGAUGAACCCGAUGAUGACGGGCAUGUCGGGCAUGGGCGCGUUCGACCCCCGUAUGUCGAUGAUGGGUAUGCCGCCGAUGAUGGGCGGCGCGAUGUCGCCGAUGCCGAUGGGCAUGAGCAUGCAGAUGACGGGCGGCUCGACGUUCCAGAUGCCGUUCCAGCAGGGGCAGUUCGGUGACACUCUGACCCCUCAAGGCAACUUCGGUGGGCCGGGCCCAAGUCGUUUCUCGCCCCAAGGUAGCUUGAAUGCAUCCCCAGCCCAACGGCCGCAGGAUCCGGCCGACGAACCGCCUCCGAUCAGAGGCCAGCAGGUACCGCCAUCCUGAACGACGACGACAAAACACGCAAGUGUAACAUACAUGCACUCUUCCUGCAUUCUCCUCAAAUCUCCCUCAAGUUACGCGACGCGAUGCGCAUCCUUUUACAUGGACUUCUCGGUAUUCUAGACUCCGAUGAUCUCAUUCUUUUAUUGAUUUCUCCUCCUUUCUCUCUUCAUUCAAUGGCGACGACCAUCUGUCUAUCUAUACUUUAGGCUGGAAAUUCGGUUAGGGCAGAUACCCAUGACAUUAGCAUCGGAAUCAU
Punctularia strigosozonata HHB-11173 SS5 is the source of this 5209-nucleotide messenger RNA. RefSeq lists its product as uncharacterized. The coding region runs from base 1 to 4953 and encodes 1650 amino acids. The record is from RefSeq and is a predicted model, not a curated record. The transcript has 5 exons. NCBI's taxonomy places the organism in Eukaryota, Fungi, Basidiomycota, Agaricomycetes, Corticiales, Punctulariaceae.